AUUCCAUCCAUCUCUCUAAAGACAAUGGCUUUUCAAAAGAUCAUCUCAGUCUUUCUUCUUCAGGUUCUGCUUGUUUUGUUGGCCUUAGACUCGAGCAAUGCGCAGAAAUUGAAAGUCGGGUUCUACUACAAAACAUGCCCUGAUUUAGAGGCUAUUGUGGCAAGGACUACUUAUCAAUACAUAUCUAGGGCAUCAACUCUUGCUGCUCCUAUUCUAAGGAUGCAUUUUCAUGAUUGUUUUGUUAGGGGAUGUGAUGGUUCUGUGCUAUUGAAUUCCACACCAAACAGUCAAGCUGAGAAAGAAGCCAUCCCCAACCAAAGCUUAAGAGGGUUCCAUGUCAUUGAUGCAGUAAAAUCUGCAGUAGAAAAGAAGUGUCCUGGUGUCGUUUCUUGUGCUGAUAUCUUGGCCUUAGUAGCUCGUGACGCAGUUAGAAUGGUUCAUGGCUCAUUUUGGGAGGUUCCGACUGGACGAAGAGAUGGAAGAGUGUCAUUAGCCUCAGAGGCCAAUAGAGGCUUACCUCCUCCUUUUGCUGACAUAACUCAACUCAAAGCAAUAUUUGCAGCCAAGGGUUUAAGUGCUAAAGACCUAGCGGUUCUGUCAGGAGGACACACCAUAGGCACAUCUCACUGCCCGUCCUUCACAAAUCGCUUGUAUAACUUCACCGGAAAAGGCGACACAGACCCGAAAUUGGACAAAAAUUAUAUAGCUCGGCUGAAGACAAAAUGCAAGCCAGGGGACACGACUAACCUGGUUGAGAUGGAUCCUGGAAGCUUCAAAACGUUUGAUGAAGAUUACUACACUCUAGUAACUCAAAGAAGAGGACUUUUCCAGUCUGACUCAGCUCUUCUUGAUGAUACUGAGACAAAAGCCUAUGUGACAAAGCAAGCCACAACUCGUGGAUCCACCUUUCUAACAGAUUUCGGUGUCUCAAUGGUGAAUAUGGGUAAUAUUGGAGUCCUCACAGGCAAAAACGGUGAAAUAAGGAAGCAAUGUGCUUUUGUUAAUUGAAGGCAAUUAACUUCUAUAUACAUUGGGAAAUGAUUUUUGUGCACUUAUUUUUCUCAUUUGUUUUCUCCUUUGAUUUCUACAAUUCGAAAGCUAGAAUAAGAAAGGGUGAGUAGAAAGAGAAAAAUAGUUUGAGGAAAUCACUUCCCGUGGACAUUUUUAUUCAGCUGGUGAUUUGAAUUUGCAAUUGUGAGUAUGAAUGUUUGCAUAAUUGAUAAUGCAUGUAUGUGUUGUGUGUUCCAAAAAGGGUUGCAACCAAAAUUGGUUAACAAGUCGUGUGAUGAUUUUGGACUGCCAUGGUGGGAGCCUUUCAACACCAUAUCCUGUAAAUGUUUUAUUAUUUCGUUUUUAUAAAUAUUUCAAAUCAAUAAGGCUUGAACAUUAUUCGA
Messenger RNA from Malus domestica (apple), 1394 nucleotides. RefSeq names its product peroxidase 27-like. Gene Ontology annotation, molecular function: heme binding; peroxidase activity. Gene Ontology annotation, biological process: response to oxidative stress; hydrogen peroxide catabolic process. The record is from RefSeq and is a predicted model, not a curated record. NCBI's taxonomy places the organism in Eukaryota, Viridiplantae, Streptophyta, Magnoliopsida, Rosales, Rosaceae. Gene Ontology annotation, cellular component: plant-type cell wall; plasmodesma.